This is a messenger RNA of Vombatus ursinus (common wombat), 1938 nucleotides long. It is a transcript of the gene CCDC85B, whose product is annotated as coiled-coil domain containing 85B. Gene Ontology annotation, cellular component: nucleus. Bases 1 to 747 code for a protein of 248 amino acids. NCBI's taxonomy places the organism in Eukaryota, Metazoa, Chordata, Mammalia, Diprotodontia, Vombatidae. The record is from RefSeq and is a predicted model, not a curated record. Gene Ontology annotation, biological process: negative regulation of DNA-templated transcription. The transcript has a single exon.
AUGGAGGGCGGCGAGGCGGCGGGCGGCCCGGGGCGGCCGCUGAGCGACGCGGAGCUGGCGGGGCUGGCCAAGGAGGAGCUGGUGCGCCGUCUGCGGCAGGAGGAGGCGGAGAAGCUGGCGGCGCUGGUGCAGCGCGGCCGCCUCAUGCAGGAGGUCAACCGGCAGCUGCAGGGCCACCUGGGCGAGAUCCGCGAGCUCAAGCAGGUCAACCGACGGCUGCAGGACGAGAACCGCGAGCUGCGCGACCUCUGCUGCUUCCUGGACCACGAGCGCCAGAAGGGCCGCCGCGUGGCCCGCGAGUGGCAGCUCUUCGGGGCGCACGCGUCCCGGGCCGUGCGCGACGAGCUGGCCGGCUGCUGGCAGAAGCUGGCGCAGCUCGAGGGGCGCCAGGACGAGCUGCUGCGAGAGAACCUGGCGCUCAAGGAGCUCUGCCUGGCGCUGGAGGAGGAGUGGGGCCCGCGGCCGGCGGCCGGGGCCGGGGCCGGGGCAGCCUCUGCCUCUGCGGCAGCCGCCGCGGCGGCAGCAGCAGGAGGAGGAGGAGGAGGAGGAGGAGGAGGAGCUGAGGCUGAGGCCGGGGCCGAGCCUGGAGGAGGCCCAGGAGGCCCCGGCCCCGACGGCCCGGGUGGUCCCGGGCCCGAGCUGGGGCUGCCCCCGUGCGGGGCCCGGGACGUGGGAGACGGCAGCUCGAGCACGGGCAGCGUGGGCAGCCCGGACCAGCUGCACCUGGCCUGCUCUCCGGACGACUGAGCGAGCCCCGCAGCCCCCAGCCCCUGCCCCUGCCCCUGCCGAGCUGGGAAGCGGCCUCGGGCUGCCGGCCCCGGCCCCAGCUCUGUCCAGCCCGGACGGAGGGGACAGACGCGCCCUUGCCCUUGGGCAAUAAAACUGCAGGAGAUCCCAGCCCACGGGCCUAGACCGUGCGUCUGUUUGGGGACCCAGAGGCGACUCGGGGCUGGGGGUGGGGUGGGGUGGGGAGCCAGACCCCUUUGGAGAUUGGGGUGACUUCCCGCGACGCCCAGCCGCGGGCCCUUUAUGUAGUGGAGGGAGCCUCAACCAGAAUGGCUUGUGCUUGGAGGGAGAUCCCUGGGGAAACCUUGGAGUUUGUCCCGGCUCCUCUGACCCCGAGAAGAUGGAGUGAGGAGGCAGCUGCCCCCCGGGAAUUAGUGAGGGAGCAAAUCUUUAGUGGACACCCAAGGGCCGGGGCUCAGAGGGGUCUAGAGAUUUCUGCAGCAAAACUAGGCCCAGAUCCAAGCCCUGAGGAGGAGCCCCCACCCUAUCCAGGCUCCUUCCUGCCCAGACCAGGAUGUUUCUGGCUAAGACAAUGGAGCAGGAAGCAGGUGGUGGGGUUUAAGGUCCAGAUAAAGAGGAGCCCGAGGUGAACCCCCCCCCUCCCCUGGGAUUUCAGAGCUGGCCAAGGGGCAGGAUACCUCGGGGCCUGGCUGGCAGGCCAUUGGGAUGACAGGGAAGUGAUUGCGGGGCACUGCUCCUCUUCCUGGCUAAUGUAGAAACUAUCCCUGUGGGAAAGGCAACCCCCCCAUUCCCAAGUUUCCCGGAAUCUUUGGAAUUGAGGAACCCAGAGGCUUGAGUCCUAUCCCUGGUCUAGCCACAAACUAGCCACCUAAUCUGGGACAAGACUACACUCUUCUCUUGGCCUCAGUUUCUCCAUUUGUAAGAUGAAGUUAGGUUGGAUGAUGCCUCAAAUCCAUUCCAGCUCUGACAUUGUGUGUUCUGUGUUCCAAGGUCACCCCUGCUCUGACAUCCUAUGUUCUAUGUUGUAAGGACACCGGCAUUGUGUUCUAAGAUCCUUCUCUGCCUGGAUAGACAAUUCCCAGAUCCCAGGGAGACACCACCCAAAGCCAACCUUCAGUUCUUUUAUUCCAUUUGGCCAAUUUGUACAAAAAUAGUCUCUUUAGGAAAAUAAAUAGCAGCCUCUCAGGAAAA